UCUGACCUCGGCACCGUUACUGGGGAGCGGCCUCUGAGCUCACGUCAGGAGAAGGCCCCUGGCCUUCCAAUGUGGUACUGGGGCAAAUUUUAGUCCUCCCAAUCCGUGCUCGGCGCAGGCAAUUCAAACUGACAGCGGGUUAGAGAAAGCGGAAGAAAGAGUGAAGCCCGGCGUGUUCGGUGACUGACUCCAGGUGCGGACUGAACCUCAGCCGCGGCCUCUCAUCCAAUACCACUGCCCACUCCGGAGCGACCGCUGCAGGAAAAACCUUAAGGGUCACGGGCGGCGAUUGCUGAGUGAGCGAGGACGCCGAGGGCCGUGGUGCAAGGGAGGGGACGCGCGGCCUAGCUCGGAGAAGGGGGCGCGGGACAGGGCCGAAGCCGGCGUGCCCUGAGUGGCGUUGAAUCCUGCGAAGAGGCCGCGUGGAGCAGAGCAGGGAUCGGAGCGCUCUGCAGGCAGGGCUCGCACUGGGAGUUGUCCGAGAAGCGAAGCUUUUAAAGGGUAGAGCCCCCUGGGAACAGGUGGGAAUCGUUGAAUUCCGGGGCGGGAGCUAAAGAUUCUUGGAGUCCAGAGAAAGUGAACGGCGUUGUUCCCUUCAGCUCCACUCGUCUCUCCCCACCUCAAACUCCAUUCCCUUUCCCACCCCAAGUCAAAAGCAAGAAAAAUUUGCUGUUCCCAUUUAAUAAAUACUAAUUUUACCUUUCCACCAAGAAAACAACUCUCUUCCCAGUUUUAGAGCUUAAAGAACUCAAAGCCUUACGACUUGGCUUGUUAACCUGGGGGAAUCAAAGUACAAAGGGUAUUGCUUGUUCCCUCUUUCAAAAUUCUGCACCUCGUUCUACGUGGGACGCUAUGUCUACCAACAACUGUAAUUUCAAGGACCGAUGCGUGUCCAUCCUGUGUUGCAAAUUCUGUAAACAAGUUCUCAGCUCUAGGGGAAUGAAGGCUGUUUUGCUGGCUGAUACCGACAUAGAUCUUUACUCUACAGACAUCCCUCCUACCAACACAGUGGAUUUCAUUGGAAGAUGCUAUUUCACAGGAAUCUGCAAAUGUAAACUGAAGGACAUCGCAUGUUUAAAAUGUGGGAACAUUGUAGGCUAUCAUGUGAUUGUUCCAUGUAGUUCCUGCCUUCUUUCCUGCAACAAUGGACACUUCUGGAUGUUUCACAGCCAGUCCGUUUAUGGUAUUAACAGACUAGACUCCACUGGUGUAAACUUUCUACUUUGGGGCAACUUGCCAGAGACAGAAGAAUGUACAGAUGAAGAAAUGCUAGAGAUUUCAGCAGAAGAGUAUAUCCGAUGA
Molecule: messenger RNA, 1302 nt
Organism: Psammomys obesus (fat sand rat)
Lineage: Eukaryota; Metazoa; Chordata; Mammalia; Rodentia; Muridae
Gene: Rumy1
Product: family with sequence similarity 72 member A
Exons: 4
Coding region: 853-1302 (149 amino acids)
Cellular component (GO): cytosol
Source: RefSeq, a predicted model, not a curated record